Molecule: messenger RNA, 906 nt
Organism: Microdochium trichocladiopsis
Lineage: Eukaryota; Fungi; Ascomycota; Sordariomycetes; Xylariales; Microdochiaceae
Exons: 1
Coding region: 1-906 (301 amino acids)
Molecular function (GO): oxidoreductase activity
Source: RefSeq, a predicted model, not a curated record
AUGACGACGACCGCGGGCUUCAGCCACAUGGACCCGGCCGACCAGACGCACGGCGUCGCGGCCUGGACCAAAGUAGACGUGGACUACUCGUCCUUCGGCCGCAAGAUGUAUACCCGGCAGGUCCACGACGCCCGGGGUCACGAGGACGACUUCUCGGUCGACACCUCCGGGUUUGCCGUCUAUAACUAUCCGGCCAAGGAGAAGCUCUUUGUCGACGACGAGGCCGUGCGGAACGGCUACUACGCAGAGGUCGAGGCCCUCCUGAAGGACAAGCUGGGCCCGGGCGUGAAGAAGGUCGUCAUCUUCGACCACACGAUCCGCCGGCGGCUGCCGGGGGCGGCCCGCGCCCCCGUGCAGGCCGUGCACGUCGACCAGACCCCCGCGGCCGCGGACGUGCGGGUGCGGCGGCACAUUGCGGACCCGGACGAGGCCGAGCGCCGGAUCAAGGGCCGGUACCAGCUCAUCAACGUGUGGCGGCCGAUCGAGAACGCCGCGUCGGACCACCCGCUCGCCGUCAUCGACUGGCGCUCCACCAAGCCCGAAGAAUUCGUCCCCGUCAACCUGCUCUACCCCAAGCGCAAGCCCGGCGACGCGGACGACGACGACCGCGGCAAGGAGGUCGCGCCCGACAGGUCCACCUGGGCCUCGACCGAGGGCUACGAGGCCCGCGGCGAGACGAUGCGCGUCCUGCCCAGCGAGGACCACCGGUUCUACUACGUCAAGGACAUGACCCCCGACGAGGUGCUGCUGCUCAAGUGCUACGACUCGCACGGCGAGGGCCGGCCGGACGGCAGGCAGGGCGUCGCGCUGAGGACGCCGCACUCGGCGUUUGAGGACCCCAACACGCCAAAGGACGCGCCGCCCCGGCAGAGCAUCGAGGUGCGGUGCUUGGUGUUUUAUGAGUAA